Miscanthus lutarioriparius is the source of this 441-nucleotide messenger RNA. The record is from the annotation of a GenBank genome assembly. Lineage: Eukaryota; Viridiplantae; Streptophyta; Magnoliopsida; Poales; Poaceae.
AUGGCCGUCGCUUCCGCGUGGGCCAAGCCUGGCUCUUGGGCCCUCGCCGCCGAGGAGCAGGACGAACUGCCCCCGCUGGCUCCGCUCGUCGUCCCCGCCGCUGACUUCCCCGACCUCGCCACCGCCGCCACCACCAAGGUCCCCAAGAAAAAGAAGGCCCAGCCCAUCCCUCUUGCCGAGUUCAACACGGGCAAGUACGUUCUGCACUCCUCUCGCAGGCCCGCCUCCGAAGAGAUUCCCGACCUCCCCAAGGAGGAGCUCGCGAGCGCACCGAGGAGGAGCUCGCGAACACUCGCGGCUUCGGGGCCGCGCGCUGGGGCGGUGCCGGAGGAGGUCCCCGUAGUUCCGACGAGCCGCGGCGCGGGGGAUCAGACCGCGAGGACAUCGCCCCGUCGCGCGCAGAUGAGGCUGACGAUUGGGGUGCUGGCAAGAAGCCCUUAG